CUUCACUGAACAGCAAUUUGCUGCAUUCAUGCAUAAUCUGUGUCCUUGCAUUGCCAUUACUGGCAUUAGCAUCGGAGUUUGGAGCUUGAUUAGACUUACGCUCUUGGACAUCCUGACAGUGGCAGUGCAAAGCGCUUUUCUCUUGAUCUUCCUCGUUAAAAAGUUGAAGGGAAGGCGCCAAAUAUGGCCAAUGGAUCCGCCUGCCGCUCUCUUUCUGCUGUCGGAUCCUUCAUUGGCCAAACUGAAAGCUACACUUGCCAAGCAAACAGGCGCUCGUCGCUCGCAUUCGCAUUCCACUCGAAGAAUCUCCAAGCAGUCUCCAGUGGAAGGUAUUCGGAAGCCAAUGCAGCCACUCUGCUGCCAUCUUUGAACUCGUCUUUCAACGGCAUCAGCAGCAUUGCUCUGCACGCCACCCAGCGGCCGUGCACACCUGCUUCUCAGGCCAGACAAAGAGGUGGCGCCGUCACUGCCAGUGCUUCCAGGAAGGUACUGCUUGUCAACACACACGCGGGAGGCCAUGCGGUGAUUGGCUUCUGGCUGGCCAAGCAACUGCAGGAGGACGGCCAUAAAGUGACGUUCUUCAUUGCAGGAGAUGAGUCAUCCGACAAGAACAAGAAGGAACCCUUCACCAAGCUGGAGGAGUUGCGCUCAGCUGGCGUGAAAGUAGUGUGGGGCUCUCCUGCUAAAGUUGGCGGCGCUGUUGAGGGUAGCUUUGACACAGUCAUCGACAACAAUGGCAAGGACCUGGAGUCUGUCCAGCCUGUGGCGGAGUGGGCUCUGAGCAACGGCGCGUCGCAGUUCCUGUUUGUGAGCAGCGCAGGAAUCUACAAGAACACCGAGGAGCCUCCUCAUGUUGAGGGGGACCCGGUGAAGGCGGACGCGGGCCACGUGCAGGUGGAGAAGUACCUGAACGAGGCCGGCUUCUCAAGCGGGGCCGCCUUCUUCCGGCCGCAGUACAUCACUGGCAAGUACAACAACAAGGACUGCGAGGAGUGGUUCUUCGACAGGAUUGCGCGUGACCGCGCUGUGCCUAUCCCUGGGUCGGGGAUGCAGAUCACCAACAUCACCCCGGUCACGGACCUGGCGGCCAUUCUGGCGGCGGCGGUGAACCAGCCGGAGAAGGCGGCGGGGCAGGUGUUCAACCUGGUUGGGGACAGGGGGGUCACCUUCGACGGGCUGGUGCGCUUGGCGGCCAAGGCUGCGGGCAAGGACCCGAAGGAGGUCAAGAUCGUGCACUACGACCCCAAGAAGGCCGACGUGGACGUCAAGAAGGCCUUCCCCUUCAGGAACGUGCACUUCUAUGCUGAGCCGCGCGCCGCCAAGAAGCUGUUGGGGGUGACGCCCCAGGCCCAGCUGCUGGACGUGUUGACGGCGCGGUACCAGGAUUACGUCGCGAGCGGGCGGAACAAGAAGGACCUCAAGGACAAGCUCGCGCUGGACGACAAGAUCCUCAAGUCAGUCAAGUAAAGGGCGGCUCGUGAACACGCACGCACAGGUGUUGGCUGCGCGGCGUAUGCCGGGCUCGAUCUCGAAUGAGCUGAGCAUGAAACUCGAGUUGGAGAUAUGAAUACUUGAGGAGAGGAUUCAGGGUUGCCAACCUCUCAACAUUGAGAACGAUUUUGUACUUGGCAGCCUGAUGUUCUUACAUUUUGUUACGUCGGAUCGGUAACGACCGUCCGGCCAUGUUGCAAUCCUGAAUUCGUGGUCACCAUCAAACGUUCAACACAAGGACCUACAGGAUCCCGUACACGCGGUUGGACAGUCGUACAGAUUAUUGGCAGAUUGUCAAGUUGCUCCAAUCAUUGUAACCGGCCG
Messenger RNA from Klebsormidium nitens, 1815 nucleotides. The record is from the annotation of a GenBank genome assembly. NCBI's taxonomy places the organism in Eukaryota, Viridiplantae, Streptophyta, Klebsormidiophyceae, Klebsormidiales, Klebsormidiaceae.